GGAAAAAGAGAGAUCAGCGGUCCCUGUGAAAGGCAGAACAUUUCGCCUCUCCGUCAGGCUUUCUUCCUGCGUUUCUCCUUCUCAAAGGUCCCAGUCUUUGAGCUGCGUUCGUCCUUGUUCUCUCGCUCUCCCGCUGGGCUGCUGAGUAAGCAAGCGCCGGCGGAGCGCUGAGGCGAGGAACGGUGCUCAGUUCUUUUUACGCGGGCAAAAUUUCAGAUUUUUUCGUCGCCUUCUCGCCUCUCCGCGAGAGGAGUCGGCUCUGCUUGUUCCACUGUGAAUCUCCGCCGCAAGACUCCAAACGCGGCCUCGGUUGUGUCGCGACUUUCGCAGCGCCAAGGUGCCACAGAGAGACGACACAAGCUUCCGUGAAGAGCGAGAAGAGAACAAGUCUGAGAAGCAGAGGGAGAAGAACGAGGAGAGAAACAGAGGAAGAGAGACAGAGAAUGAAAGAAAGAAGCAAGAGAAGAUGAGAGGGAAAGACGGAGGCGACGAGAGGGCGAGGAGAAGUGAAAGAGACUGGAAGUCUGUCGGAAGCUAACUGUCUGGGGUCUCUCUUUUUUCGGAGUCCCUUUCGUCAUCGCUUUUCUCACCUCUGCAGCUUCUGUAGACAGCCUUCGUCGCCUUCCCCCCCUCUUCUAUAUGGCUCUCGCCUUCGCCUCACGACUUCGUCUUCUUCUCCAGCUUCGUCUUCUUCUCCAGCUUCGCCUUUUCACUCAUCCGCUUCUCACGCUUCCUCUGCCGUGUCUUCGCUUUCCUCUGUACGUUUACGGGGCUCUUCCUUCGCAAUUGCCUUCGCGUCCUCGCUGACGCGUCACUUCCGCGCGCUCGGCUUUCUCAGCUGGUCUCCGUCCUGCGACUUGUCUCUUCUUCCAGCUCUCUUGGUCCUUUUCGCUUUCUCUCUCUUCGGCGCUAGCUCUCUGGCUGUUCUCGUUCGUUCGCUGUCUGUCUCUUGUCGUUCCUUUGCCUCAAAACGAUUCUCUCUCCACUCUCGCUGAGUUCUUGUUCGUUUCCCCUUCGUCUUCCGUUUCACUCUCUCUCGUCUUUUACGGCGUUCUUUGCCGCGGCAGUGCCACCCUACGUUUUCUUAUCAAAACGUCUCUCUGGAGGACGGUCUACGUCGUUUUUCGUCUAGGGGAGCCUUUCUUAUCAGAGGGCCUUCUCUCUGUCUGUUCGUCUUCCUCUCUCUGUCUGUUCGUCUUCCUCUCUCUGCCUGUUCGUCUUUCUCUCUCUCUUCCCACAGCUCUCCUCUUUUCCCCCCAGUUAUCUCUUUUUUCUGCUUUUUCUUCUUUCGCUUUUUUCUUUCUCUUUUUUCUUUCUCUUUUUUUCUUUAUCUCUUGUAUUUUCCUCCUCAUUUUUCUCUUGCCCGCCAUGAAGAGAGUCUCGGGAGCGGCUGCUCCGCGACUCAGCGCGGGAGCUCCGUCGGCCGUUCGGCCUCCCCAGCCGGCGAUCUCCAAGGGCGCCUCCGCCGCUCCAGGCAAGGGCACUGUGAAGGCCGGCGCCGGACUUUGCAAGGGCAAAAGAGGUGGAAAGACCAUCAGCACUGCCAAGAUGAGCGAUUCCUACGUCGUCUCGUUUCCGAACGCGCUGCCCGUGAAGCAAGUCAUCUGGGCGCGCGACUCUCUCGCAGGCGCUUGGCGGCUCUGCUCGAUUGUCCACGCGCGCAUGAGGGUGGCUCCGCCAGUGGACGGCUCCAGCUCUUCGAGUUCUGAGAGCCGUGAAGGUUCGAAACCUUCUCCCGACAACUACGACUACUACGUCCAUUUUCUCGGAUUUGACAGACGCUUAGAUCAGUGGAAGGCAUGGGAGGAAGUCAGAGAGAACGAGAGCGAUUUGCCUAGGGACGAACCGUGCGUUAAAGAGGUUCCUGACUCCAGCGACGACGAGCACGCAGGGAUGGACGAGGAGUAUUUGCGCGAACAUGAAGAAGCGACGAAAGUGAAGAGCAUCGGCACAAUUCGAAUGGGCCGCUACAGCGUAGACACAUGGUAUUUCUCUCCGUAUCCGAAGCUCUUUCAGAACGUCCAGACUCUUCACAUUUGUGAAUUUUGCCUCACCUUCUUCAGGGAAGAAACCGAGCUUCGACGCCACACAGGUCUCUGUGAGUGUCGGCAUCCUCCCGGAAACGAGAUUUACAGAGACAAAGACAUUGCCAUGUUCGAGGUGGAUGGCAACCACUGUCGAGUCUAUUGUGAGAAUCUCUGCUUUCUCUCCAAGCUCUUUCUUGAUCACAAAACGCUACGGCACCCUGUCAGUCUCUUCCUCUUCUACGUGAUGACCGAGAUCGACGACAAGGGAUACCACAUCACAGGUUACUUCUCCAAAGAGAAAUACUCGAAGAACAACGUCUCUUGCAUCCUGACGCUGCCGCAACACCAGCGAAAAGGCUACGGGAAGUUUCUGAUAAACUUUUCUUACGCACUGUCGAGGGCAGAGCGAAAAGCAGGCACCCCCGAACGGCCGCUCUCGGACUUAGGCAAGGCCUCGUACAUCGCCUUCUGGACGGAAGCGAUUCUCGCUCUCCUCGAGAGAAACGAAGGCCGCAUCUCUGUUCAGGACCUCUCUCGGAUGACAUGCAUUGAGCAAGCAGACAUCUUGGCUUGCCUCGAGCACCACGGAGUUCUGAAAAGCAAAGGCGAGUGUUUCUUCCUCGUUCUUCCUCAGCAGAAAAUCAAAGCUCUCAAGGAAGCAGCAGGGCGACCUUCGAGAGCUGUCAAAGCGGAAGAGCUCCACUGGAUACCUUACGAUCGAUAUCUUAUGCCUUUUGAGUACAGUCCUCAAGCCUAAACCUCUCGAGGUUUUGAAAACGUUUCGGUAGUCUUUCUCCCUUUUGUACAAUAUGGCACCUUCAACUGUAUAUAAUAUAUAUAUAUAUAUAUAUAUAUGUAUAUGUGUAUACUACCUAAGUUUGUUACCUCACACCUUUCAACUACAACGCUCAAUCCUAAGUGUCUUGGGUUUUUACAAAGAAAUAUUGAGUAUUUUCUGGUCCUGUUCUUUUCAAUCUGUCUCUUUGCAUGUGAAUCCGUAUGGCGUCAUAUGUACGUUGUAUAUGUAGACACAUUCCCGGUAGCCGUUAUCUCACUUUUUUCGAGUGCAGCUCUCGCCCCCGAAGCUCGGAUUUUGUGCACAAUAGACCGGAUCUAUCUUCCUUAUCCUUCCCAAUUUUGGAGUCACUUUGUGAAAUUGCGUGGAUAUCUUCAGAGACUGCAAGUUGUCGUCCUUCACUGUAUGGAGUGUAGAUUCUCUUUUCUGAGAGGAUUAUUCGUAGGUUGCUCUACAUGUAACGUGACAUUCCGGCGUAAGGUGAAUGCGUUGGAGGCCCUCCUACAUGCUAACUUGAAUUCAGGCUUGGAGAACGCUUCGUAGUUUCUUUCUUGGUGGUGCUUUGCUUCGCAUACACACGUAGGUGUAUUUGAACAGAACGACAGAGACGAUGUGAAGACAUGCACGCG
Toxoplasma gondii ME49 is the source of this 3452-nucleotide messenger RNA. It is a transcript of the gene MYSTA, whose product is annotated as histone lysine acetyltransferase MYST-A. Lineage: Eukaryota; Apicomplexa; Conoidasida; Eucoccidiorida; Sarcocystidae. Gene Ontology annotation, biological process: regulation of DNA-templated transcription. The transcript has 10 exons. The record is from RefSeq and is a predicted model, not a curated record. Gene Ontology annotation, molecular function: histone acetyltransferase activity. The coding region runs from base 1369 to 2784 and encodes 471 amino acids.